Messenger RNA from Trichoderma virens Gv29-8, 327 nucleotides. RefSeq lists its product as uncharacterized. NCBI's taxonomy places the organism in Eukaryota, Fungi, Ascomycota, Sordariomycetes, Hypocreales, Hypocreaceae. The record is from RefSeq and is a predicted model, not a curated record. The transcript has 3 exons. The coding region runs from base 1 to 327 and encodes 108 amino acids.
AUGCUUACACCUGCAUCUUCAAGAAUACUUGCCAGCGGCACCCGCCGUGCGCUGUCGUCACGCAGCUUCCACGCUUCGGCCCGGCGUAUGGACGACUCUGCGCCUUUGCCCGCGCGGAAGCCCAUGGGCACCUUCAGAGGAGGUCUUUUCGGCUUCUUGUUUGGCAGCGUCCUUGGCGGUGGCUCCGUGUACAGCUAUGUCCUGCAGGAGUACAAGGCAUCCAACGAGUUGCUUACCGAGGAUAUUUACACUCUCCAAGCCUCCGUCACCCGACUGACCAACCACGUCAAGGUUCUCGAGGAGAAGAUCCAGCAGAAGAGAAAAUAA